UACGAUACGAUGACGAUACUUACGGAAACCGGAAACGGUUGCAUUUUAUUGGGCUCGUUAGAUGAUGCGCAAACAAUGAUAUCCCGAGCCAUUUCACCGCUAUAAAAGAGACCAUCGUGUAGGCGGCUACGAUUAUUUCGUUUAAUUGGUAGAAUUGGUUGUGUGGUGAAAUUGAAGCAAAAAAUGGCUGCUGUAAAGCUAAGCUUUGUGGGAUUGAUUUUGAUUGGAAGUGUUCUGGUAGUCAGAGCUUGUAACAACGGCUACGAGCUGAUAGUACACAAAAUCGAAAACUGCGAUGGAAGCGUUAUCACAAUCGAUCCCAAGUCUACGGUUACCCUUACGGAAGAUUGCAAGGUAAAAUCCAAGUCCACUGUCACCACAACGGGUUUCAAAGAUGCAGAGAUGACGGUGAAGUUGUCCAAAAACGGCAUCCCGGUGAUGCAGGAGAAGAUGGAUCUGUGCAAUCUGAUGGAGGAUUCCAAGAACAACAAGGAAGCGGCGGAAAUCAUGACAAUGUUUGGAGUUCCGGAUGAAUGUCCGGUGGCAGCUCAGGAGAUCAAUACGAACGAGAGCCAGGAGUACAGCUUGGAGAAGUACAAACAGCACCUGAUGAUGGCUGAGGGCAAGAUUCUGGUGGAUUGUCACAUCAAGCACGAUUCAGGAGAGAGCUGCGCCAAAAUUAAUUUGGAAGUCAAAAAGGCUGGAGGAAUGCUUGGAUAAGCCACUUAACAAAUUGCUCUCAGUACGAUGAUGAAGACGGUCAAUCAAAAUUUGAAUGGCCACUUGCAGUUUACGUUUGAAAUAAAACUUUUUUGGAUUUUGCGCCGACA
Molecule: messenger RNA, 830 nt
Organism: Aedes albopictus (Asian tiger mosquito)
Lineage: Eukaryota; Metazoa; Arthropoda; Insecta; Diptera; Culicidae
Exons: 4
Coding region: 184-720 (178 amino acids)
Source: RefSeq, a predicted model, not a curated record